GAGAAGAGUUGGAGGGAGUUCAAAUAUGGAGGAGAAGGUGUUUACAAUAGGACCCUGGGGAGGCAAUGGUGGAGAUAAAUGGGACGAUGGGUGUUUCAGCGGUGUCAGAGAAGUCCAUCUUGAGCAUCGUGACUACAUUAUGUCACUCACUUUGGUUUAUGAUAACCACGGCAAGCGUUUCAAAGCAACAAAACAUGGAGGAUCUAAUCCAAAACUCAAGGCCAAAAAGGAAAAGAUUAAGCUAAAAUACCCGGGCGAAUUCCUUGUUGGUAUUUCUGGGCAUUAUUUUCCCUUGCAUGCUAGGGAUGGCGGUAAUCCGUACAUAAGGUCAUUGAAAUUCAUAAGCAGUAAAAGUAUACUGGAUCCCAAGAAAAGGGGGGGUGCCAUUAAUGUCGUCCAAGAAACCUAUGGACCGUACGGAGUUGAAGAAGGGACACCAUUCGACUUCACAAUGAAGGAUUUAGAAAUUGUGGGAUUUCAUGGUCGCAGUGGUUGGUAUCUGGACUCCAUUGGGAUCCAUCUGCGCCAUCGCCAAGUCAAAACAGAGAAAGGGGAUCACCCUCUAAAAGGACCUGAAAAGAAGGCUGAUUAUUCAGCCUUAGGAAAAUAUGGGGAAGAUUUAACAGAGCUGGCUAAAGCCGGAAAACUUGACAAAGUUUCUAGAAGGGAUGGUGAUAUAAGAAGGUGUAUCCAGGUUCUUUCUCGGAGAACGAAGAACAACCCCGUUCUUAUUGGAGAACCUGGCGUUGGCAAGACUGCCAUUGUCCAAGGGCUUGCUCAAAGAAUCGUUGAAGGAGAAGUUCCUCAAGUUCUAAUGAAUCGAAGGCUUGUUUCCCUUGAUAUAGGUGGCCUUGUUGCAGGAUCAGAGUUAAGGGGACAAUUUGAGGAAAAGUUGAAAGCCGUUCUCAAACAAGUAAGGGAAUCCGAAGGUCAAAUUAUACUUUUCAUUGAUGAGAUCCACACGAUUGUAGGAGCAGGUGCUGGAGUAGAUAGUUCAAUGGAUGCAGCUAAUCUGUUGAAACCCAUGCUUAGUCGUGGAGAGCUGCAAUGUAUUGGCGCAACAACGUUGGACGAACAUCGAAGAUUCAUCGAGAAGGAUCCGGCCUUGGAGCGUCGGUUCCAGCCGGUUUAUGUUGAGCCAUCUUCAGUUGAUGAUACCAUUCGAAUACUCACGACACUCCGAGAAAAAUAUGAGCAGCAUCACGGAGUCCCCAUCUCCAAUGAUGCACUUAAAUAUGCUGCAAAGGUAGCAGAUCGAUACAUUACUUCAAGAUUUUUACCUGACAAAGCUAUUGAUCUGGUUGAUGAAGCAGCUGCAAAAUUGAAGAUGGAAAUGACUUCUAAACCCGCUGAACUAGCCAACAUAAUUGAGACAAUCCAGGCAAAAAAGACAGAGAGAAGCUCUCUCGAUAAAGAAGAUGAUAACGGAGAAUCUAAAACAAAGUUAGAUUCCCUUGAAAAGGAGCUCGCUUCCCUUGAGAAAGAAGAGAAACUUCUGACGGAGCGGUGGAAUUUUGACAAGUCUCUAAUGGCUAAAAUUCACACCAUAAAACAACUGAAAAGCGAGAUGAAUGUACAAAUUAGAGUUGCUAAGCGUCAGAAUGAUUAUGACUAUGCUGCUGAGUUAGCUCGCACUCAACGCUCCUUACAACAACAACUUAAAGAUGUAGAGAAGGAGAUAGACAAGCUUGACGGUCUUAUGAUGAAGGAAAAAGUGACGGUAGAAGAUAUUGCUGAAAUUGUGAGCAAAUGGACUGGUAUACCCAUAUCAAAACUACAACAAUCUGAUAUGGAUAAGUUACUAGAUUUAGAAAAUGAGCUCCAUAAGCGAAUUGUGGGACAAGAUAUUGCUGUGAAGGCAGUAGCUGAGGCUAUCCAACGUUCAAGAGUUGGCCUUGCGUUUCCUAACCGCCCCAUUGCUAGCUUCAUGUUUAUGGGACCUACUGGUGUUGGAAAAACAGAGUUGGCUAAAGCACUUGCCUCUUACUUGUUCCACACGGAAGAAGCGCUGGUUCGCAUCAAUAUGAGCGAGUACAAGGAUAAGCAUAUGGUUUCAAGACUCAUUGGAGCUCCACCGGGAUUCAGAGGGACUGGGGAGGCAGGCCAGCUCACCGAGAGGGUUCGCCGCCGGCCAUAUUCUGUUAUUCUGCUUGAUGAGAUUGAGAAGGCAGACCGCGGCAUCUUGGAUGUUCUGCUUCCAGUCUUGGACGAUGGAAGAGUGACUGAUGCAAGUGGUCGCAAAGUGAGUUUCACCAACACUGUCAUCAUUAUGACCUCCAAUGUUGGAUCCACUGUCAUUCAUAAUGCGAUAAAAAGACAGGAAAGAUAUGAAGAGAUGAAGAAGGAAGUGAUGGCUGCUGCGCAGAAUGAAUUCCCUCCCGAAUUCAUUAAUAGAGUUGAUGAGUUUAUUGUGUUCCAGUCUCUGGACGCUGACCAAAUAAACAACAUUGUCAAGCUCCAGUUGAAUGAAGUAAAGAAGAUAUGUAAGGAGAGCCAAAAGAUGGAAAUAACAGUAAAGGAUAAUGCUGUGAAACUUAUUGCUGAGUGGGGGUAUGACCACAACUAUGGUGCUAGGUUGGUGAAGCGAGUGAUUCAGCAGAAAGUAUUGGGCGAAGUCACCAAAGGCAUUCUACAUGGGAUAUAUAAGGAGAAAGACAGAAUAUUAAUAGACAAAGAUAUCACAAACAAAGAGGGAAAUAAACUCUCCAUUAGGAAGUUUCGAACUGGAUCAGCAUAGACUUCUGUUUUCUUCAAGUUUCAAUAAAUGGAAUGUAUGAGUAACAUUCUAAUUUAA
Molecule: messenger RNA, 2794 nt
Organism: Arachis stenosperma
Lineage: Eukaryota; Viridiplantae; Streptophyta; Magnoliopsida; Fabales; Fabaceae
Product: chaperone protein ClpB3, chloroplastic-like
Exons: 9
Coding region: 26-2737 (903 amino acids)
Biological process (GO): cellular response to heat
Cellular component (GO): cytoplasm
Molecular function (GO): carbohydrate binding; ATP hydrolysis activity; ATP binding
Source: RefSeq, a predicted model, not a curated record